AUGGCUUCAGCAUCGCCGGUCCAGCUCAAUCGCCUUCUCGCACGGCUCGAACACACUCUCCUCACAGCGAAUGGCGAUCCACAUCUACAACAUUCCCAAUACGAACGAAGUCGGGUUGCCGCCAACAUCGAACAUGCACGCGCUAUGCUCUUGACGCUCGAGAAGCAGUCAGCGACAAAUAGAAUCCAAAUCCAGCGACAGGAGAUGCCAGCCGAUCUUCAAUCCAAACGCGAAUUGAUCAAGAGACUGAACACACGACUACGAGAAAUCAGCGAUGCGGCCGUGGAGUCAGACGACGAAGACGAAGAUGACGAGGAAGAUGAGCACAUCCUGAACGCAUACGCUCCAAAGAGGAAAGACACAGAAGCAGGUCUAGAGUCUGGCAUACCACAAGAACCACGCAUAGACGAAACGCAACAAGCAGAACUCCGCUCGCGCAAACCCAACCUCCAAUCCACCGACAACCGCUCCGCCGCCUCCACAACCGCACGCGAACAACUCUUCGCCGGAAGCAAACCCAAAGACCAAACCGACACCUCCUCAACACAACAAACAGAAUCCCUCAUGUCCCACAACCGCACCGAGCAAGAAACGCUCACCAGCGGACUUCUGGGACUCGCCCAGGCGCUGAAGGAGAGUUCGUUACAGUUUGGGGCGAGUCUAGAGGCGGAUAAGGAAGUCACGAAGAGGGCGGAGGGGGCGCUGGAUAAGGGGCAGCAGAGUAUGGAGGCUGCGCAGAGCAAGAUAGGGGUGUUGAGGAGGAUGAGUGAGGGGCAGGGGUGGAUUGGGAGGAUGAAGCUUUAUGCGAUGGUUUUUGGGCUUUGGGUUGCGUGUUUUCUUUUGGUGUUUGUGGGGCCGAAGAUUAGAUUUUGA
This is a messenger RNA of Fulvia fulva, 873 nucleotides long. RefSeq lists its product as uncharacterized. The transcript has a single exon. Bases 1 to 873 code for a protein of 290 amino acids. The record is from RefSeq and is a predicted model, not a curated record. Gene Ontology annotation, molecular function: SNAP receptor activity. NCBI's taxonomy places the organism in Eukaryota, Fungi, Ascomycota, Dothideomycetes, Mycosphaerellales, Mycosphaerellaceae. Gene Ontology annotation, cellular component: endoplasmic reticulum; SNARE complex. Gene Ontology annotation, biological process: retrograde vesicle-mediated transport, Golgi to endoplasmic reticulum.